AUGGCCCUACCUUCACCUCCGGAGGGUCUUGACCUCACCGAGUCGAGGAUCCGCGAGGUCACUGGCGCACUGGCUUCCAUAUGGGUGCUUGCUGUCAUCGCCGUCUCGCUUCGUUUCCUUGCACGCUGGCUCAAGCGUAACAGAAUAUGGUGGGAGGGUUAUGUGAUUAUCAUAUCCAUGGUAUUUUCUCGCUUCCUUGCCAAACUUGAAAUAGCAGCAGUGACAAAAUACUGA
This is a messenger RNA of Colletotrichum spaethianum, 234 nucleotides long. RefSeq lists its product as uncharacterized. NCBI's taxonomy places the organism in Eukaryota, Fungi, Ascomycota, Sordariomycetes, Glomerellales, Glomerellaceae. The coding region runs from base 1 to 234 and encodes 77 amino acids. The transcript has a single exon. The record is from RefSeq and is a predicted model, not a curated record.